This is a messenger RNA of Clarias gariepinus (North African catfish), 2575 nucleotides long. Its product is annotated as zinc finger protein 850-like. NCBI's taxonomy places the organism in Eukaryota, Metazoa, Chordata, Actinopteri, Siluriformes, Clariidae. Gene Ontology annotation, molecular function: RNA polymerase II cis-regulatory region sequence-specific DNA binding; DNA-binding transcription factor activity. The record is from RefSeq and is a predicted model, not a curated record. The coding region runs from base 140 to 2350 and encodes 736 amino acids. The transcript has 3 exons. Gene Ontology annotation, biological process: regulation of transcription by RNA polymerase II.
AGGAGAAGAAGAACUAAAGACGUUGUUAUUCAUCUCUACAUGUAGCUGUUUCUACAUGCAGUUUUACACAGACUCUUAAAUCUGAUCGAGUUAAAGUAAUAACAGCAUUUGGAGAGGAUAAACUCACUGAUCCUGAGAAAUGAAGAAGAGCAAAAGACGUAUAAUUUGUACUAUGACCAGUCAAGAAGAAUCUCAGACAAACCUAUACCCCUGCCUAGUGUGUGGAAAGAGUUUUAGUCAAGAGAAAGAUCUCACAGCACACCAGCGCAUCCACAGACAAGACAAACCGCAUCAGUGCUCACAGUGUGGAAAGAGUUUCAUUUAUAAAUGUCGUCUGCAACAACAUCAGCGCACUCAUACAGGAGAGAAGCCGCAUCAGUGCUCACAGUGUGGAAAGAGUUUUAUUCAUAAAUGUCAUCUGCAACAACAUCAGCGCACUCAUACAGGAGAGAAGCCGUAUCAGUGCUCACAGUGUGAAAAGGGUUUUGCUAACAUGAGCAAUUUGAAAGUACACCAGCAAAUUCAUACAGGAGAGAAGCCGUAUCAGUGCUCACAGUGUGGAAAGGGUUUCAUUUAUAAAUGUCAUCUGCAACAGCAUCAGCGCACUCAUUCAGGAGAGAAGCCGUAUCAGUGCUCACAGUGUGAAAAGGGUUUUGCUAACAUGAGAAAUUUGAAAGCACACCAGCACAUUCAUACAGGAGAAAAGCCGUAUCAGUGCUCACAGUGUGGAAAGGGUUUCAUUUAUAAAUGUCAUCUGCAACAACAUCAGCACACUCAUAAAGAAGAAAAGCCGUAUCAGUGCUCACAGUGUGGAAAGUGUUUUGCUAUUAUGAGAAAUUUGAAAGUACAUCAGCGCAUCCAUACAGGAGUGAAGCCGUAUCACUGCUCACAGUGUGGAAAGUGUUUUGCUAAUAUGAGAAAUUUGAAAGUACAUCAGCACAUCCAUGCUGGUGAAAAGCCAUAUCCAUGCUCACAGUCUGGAAAGAGUUUCGGUGACGGUAGUCAUUUCGAACGUCACCAACACAUUCACAAAGGGGAGAUGCUGUAUCAGUGCUCACAGUGUGGAAAAGGUUUUAAGUUAAAGCGUUAUCUCCGUGGACACCAGCGCAUUCACACUGGAGAAAAACCGUACAACUGUUCACUGUGUGGGAAGAGUUUUAAUCACAAAGGGUCUCUCCGUGUUCACCAGCGCAUUCACACUGGAGACAAACCGUAUCACUGUUCAUUGUGUGGGAAGAGUUUUAUUUACAAAGGUUCUCUCCGGGUUCACGAGCGCAUUCACACUGGAGACAAACCGUACCACUGUUCACAGUGUGGGAAAAGUUUUAUUGAUAAAGGUUCUCUCCGGGUUCACGAGCGCAUUCACACUGGAGACAAACUGUACCACUGUUCACAGUGUGGGAAGACUUUUACUCACAAGGGUUCUCUCCGGGUUCACCAGCGUGUUCACACUGGAGAGAAGCCAUAUUACUGCUCAGAGUGUGGGAAGAGUUUUAGUCUUUUGAGCAAUGUCCAACAACACCAGCGCAUUCACACUGGAGAGAAGCCGUAUCACUGCUCCGUGUGUGGAAAAAAAUUUACCCAAAAGAGUCAUUUUCAACUGCACCAACGCAUUCACAAAGUGGAGAUGUUGUAUCAGUGCUCACAGUGUGGAAAAGGUUUUAAGUUAAAGCGUUAUCUCCGUGAACACCAGCACAUUCACACUGGAGACAAACCGUACCACUGUUCACUGUGUGGGAAGAGUUUUAUUUACAAAGGUUCUCUCCGGGUUCACCAGCGCAUUCACACUGGAGACAAACCGUACCACUGUUCACUGUGUGGAAAGAGUUUUAAUCGCAAAGGUUCCCUCCGGGUUCACCAGCGCAUUCACACUGGAAACAAACCGUACCACUGUUUACAGUGUGGGAGGAGUUUUAUUUACAAAGGUUCUCUCCGGGUUCACCAGCGCAUUCACACUGGAGAUAAACCGUACCACUGUUCACAGUGUGGGAAGAGUUUUAUUGACAAAUGUUCUCUCCGGGUUCACGAGCGCAUUCACCCCGGAGACAAACUGUACCACUGUUCACAGUGUGGGAAGACUUUUAAUCACAAGGGUUCUCUCCAGGUUCAUGAGCGUAUUCACACUGGGGAGAAGCCAUAUUACUGCUCAGAGUGUGGAAAGAGUUUUAGUCGUUUGAGCAAUAUCCAACAACACCAGCGCAUUCACACUGGAGAUAAGCCGUAUCACUGCUCCGUGUGUGGAAAAAAUUUUACUCAAAACGGCUCUUUAAAAAACCAUCUACGCACACAUGCUGAAGGAAGCGGAAAACAAGUUACUCUCAAGGUGCAUGCCCCUGAGGGACUUCUUUAGGGCCACAACUUGUUGUGGACAUCACUGCAUUUAUUUAGUAUCUAAUACAAUGGUGGACUAAGAUUUGAAGAACGUGAAUGAAUUAAAUAUGUUCAAUUUAAUUAUUUUAAUGUUGUCUGCUCUGUCCUCCUUCAGUUCAGGGGUUGAAACACCUGGAACAAUUGGAACUGUGGCUGCUUCCUGUUUGUCCUUGCUCUGUGACUCCAAUAAACAUGACAAUACAUA